GCCAGUAUUUCCGUAAUGAUCAUUACAUGUUAAGGAAGCAAUGUUUGCUUCACUUCAGCUGCUGUGACGGACUUUACCGACACCGGACGGACUGCUCGCCAUUUUAAUCUGUCAUUUGAGGAAUAACACACACAUUGAAUCAUCAUAAGGUGUUUCUUUACGCUGACACAGAUCUCCACGAUGAUGGAUAUGGAGGUGAUGCAUUCCAGUCAACAGGACAUGAACCUGAUUGACAUACUGUGGAAGCAGGACAUCGAUCUGGGUGCCAGGCGAGAGGUGUUUGACUACAACCAUCGUCAGAAGGAACAUGAGCUGCAGCGGCAGAGGGAGCUGGAGGAGGAGAAGAGGCUGGAUCUGCUGCGCAAGCAAGAGAAGGCCCUGCUGGCACAGCUACAGCUCGACGAGGAGACGGGAGAGUACAUACCAUGCCCGCCAACCAGCGCCCCUUUGCAGACGACUAUCACGCCUCUGGAGGUUACACAGAAUGUCAGCUUCACAGAGGACACCGGUGAUGCCAUGUCGUUUGAUGAGUGCUUGCAGCUGCUGGCAGAGACAUUUCCUGUAGAGGAAGCUGAGAACUCCUCAGUUUGCUUGGACACGGCUGUUGUUUCAGCGCCCAUGAUGUCCCCCGAGCAGCCAGCUCUGGCACCAGCCACUCUCUCCCCACCGCCGCCACCACCAACACCACCUCAACAGAGGCUAUCCCCAGAUCUGGAGCAGGCCUGGAUGGAGCUUUUGUCCCUCCCUGAGCUGCAGCAAUGCCUCAAUAUGCAAAUGGAGGACACACUGGAGACCACAACUUACCCUCUUCCAAACACCCCGGACGUACAGAAUCCAAACUACCCUUUUUACCCCAAUCUCACAGAGGUGGAAACAAACAGUGUCAAUGUUUGUCCGGCAGAGUUUAUGAAUACUUUUGAUAGCUCUGUUCCAAGUAUGGCUCCACCGGACACUCUCAGCCAGAUGAAAGCAGAGGCUCCAGAGAUAAAUACUAACUUCGGUGCAGAGAGCUUCUGUGACAUGUUUUACCCCAAUGCCAUCCUGGAAGAGAGCAGCGUUCAGCCUGGCCUUGAAGGAAAUGAAGUCAACACUGUGUCAGAUAUCCAAAACAAGCCCCCAUCGACACCACUGGACCUUUACAGCCUCUCACCCGGUGAUGCAUAUGAGAGAGGCAAACAAAAUUUUACAGCAGAAUUGCCGGACUCAGAUUCAGGAAUCUCAUCAAACACGAGCCCGAAUUCAUGUUCCCCUGGGAAGUCUGUUUAUGGAGAUGGCUCCUUUCUUUACAGUGAUUCAGACAUGGAGGAGAUGGAUCAGAACCCUGGAAGUGUAGAAUCUGACUAUUCAGAGAUGUUCUCGAUUAACUACCAACCUGAUGAUCUACAGUCAUCAGUUUGUUUAACAGGACAUCUUGAACAACAGGAAAAGAAACCCAAAUACCACAAAACAGAUCCAGCAGAGGAGAGCGGCCACAACAGCGCUCCCUUCACCAAAGACAAGGUGAAGAAACGGUCUGAUGUGCGUCUCUCUAGAGACGAGCAGAGGGCUAGGGCCCUCAAAAUACCCUUCACUGUAUCCAUGAUUAUUAACCUGCCAGUUGAUGAUUUCAAUGAGAUGAUGUCAAAGCACCAACUGAAUGAAGCUCAGCUGGCCCUCGUCCGAGACAUACGUCGCCGUGGCAAGAACAAAGUGGCUGCCCAGAACUGCCGCAAACGCAAGAUGGAGAACAUAGUGGGUCUGGAGAGCGACCUGGAUGCACUGAAGGAUGAGAAGGAGCGUCUGCUGAGCGAGAAGAGCCAGAACGCUGCAGACCUGAAGGAAAUGAAGCAGCAACUCAACAGCUUGUACCUUGAGGUCUUCAGCCAGCUGAGAGAUGAGAAGGGGAAUUCAUACUCCCCGUCUGAGUACUCCCUCCAACAGUCAACAAACGGCAGCAUCUUCCUCGUUCCUCGUGUUAAAAAGACUUUCAUCAAGAGUGAAGAUAAACUCUUUUCUUCUUAAUAGAAUGGUACUGCAUAAUCAUAGUAAUACUAUGCAAUAACUUUGUAGUCGCUCAGCUUUACAGCAUUACUAGCUUAGCAGAACUAUUGUAUAGUUUUUGCGCACUUCUUUUGAAUGUAAUAUUUUUGAUAUUUUACUUUUGUACUGAUAUCGUCACAGAUUCUUUAAACAAUAUUGUUUGUAAAUAUAAACAUCAUUUGCUAUCAAGAUUGAUGAAACUGUUACUGUAUGUGUGUAAAUAUAUAUAUAUAUAUAUAUAUUGUAUAUACCAUAUUUCUGUAUUUUAACGAUUGUUUCAAUCAUUAUUACUCAUAUUUUAUAACUGUCCCUGUAUGAUUUGCUGCCCAGGUUCUUUUUUUAAAUCUUGACUUCUCUGCUUUUAAAUAAAGUAUUCAUAGUAUAGA
Molecule: messenger RNA, 2405 nt
Organism: Notolabrus celidotus (New Zealand spotty)
Lineage: Eukaryota; Metazoa; Chordata; Actinopteri; Labriformes; Labridae
Gene: nfe2l2a
Product: nuclear factor, erythroid 2-like 2a
Exons: 5
Coding region: 181-2001 (606 amino acids)
Biological process (GO): cellular response to oxidative stress; regulation of transcription by RNA polymerase II
Cellular component (GO): nucleus
Molecular function (GO): DNA-binding transcription factor activity, RNA polymerase II-specific; RNA polymerase II cis-regulatory region sequence-specific DNA binding
Source: RefSeq, a predicted model, not a curated record